CCCCCCCUCUAUAGCCGAGGAUCGCCGGCUGGCUGGCUGUCGGCGGCGGCGGCGCACCUUCCCGGAUCUUCCUUGGAGCUUGUCGCAGCAGGCGGGACCGCAGGAGGGAGCGAGCCCCCAAUGCGAGAAUGGCGUCUCCGCCGGCUCGAGAGCUCACGCAGAACCCCCUGCAGAAGAUCUGGGUGCCUUAUAACAACGGGCUGCCUGCAAAGCACAGCGCGCAGCGAGGCGUAUGUAUGACCAACUGCCCUACGCUGAUUGUUAUGGUUGGGCUCCCAGCAAGAGGGAAGACCUACAUCUCAAAGAAAUUGACACGCUACUUAAACUGGAUUGGAGUACCCACAAAAGAAUUUAAUGUUGGUCAGUAUCGGCGAGACUUGGUAAAAACAUACAAGUCUUUUGAGUUCUUCCUGCCAGACAAUGAAGAAGGCCUGAAAAUCCGAAAACAGUGUGCUUUAGCAGCACUGAAUGAUGUUCGGCGAUACCUUUGUGAAGAAAAUGGGCAUGUGGCAGUUUUUGAUGCCACAAACACAACAAGGGAACGCAGAGAAACCAUCUAUAAGUUUGGGGAGGAAAAUGGGUAUAAGACUUUCUUCGUGGAGUCAGUAUGUGUUGAUCCAGAAGUCAUUGCUGCAAAUAUUGUGCAAGUGAAGCUGGGAAGUCCUGAUUAUGUUGACUGUGGUAGCGAUGAAGCUGCAGAAGACUUCAUGAAAAGAAUUGAGUGUUACAAGAAUUCAUACGAGACGCUAGAUGAAAAUCUAGACAAGGAUCUUUCUUAUAUUAAAAUAAUGGAUGUUGGACGGAGUUACCUCGUGAACCGAGUAAUGGACCACAUUCAGAGUCGGAUUGUUUACUACCUCAUGAAUAUCCACGUAACUCCUCGCUCCAUCUACCUCUGUCGGCAUGGUGAAAGUGAACUCAAUCUAAAGGGAAGAAUAGGAGGAGACACCGGGCUGUCUCAUAGAGGGAAAAAGUUUGCCAAGAGUUUGGCACAGUUCAUUAAUGAGCAAAACAGCAAAGAUCUGAAAGUAUGGACGAGCCAGAUGAAAAGGACCAUUCAGACUGCAGAGGCUUUGGGAGUGCCUUACGAACAGUGGAAAGUUCUGAAUGAAAUAGAUGCGGGAGUCUGUGAAGAAAUGACAUAUGAAGAAAUUCAGGAACAUUAUCCAUUAGAAUUUGCUUUGAGAGACCAGGACAAAUACAGAUAUAGAUAUCCUAAGGGGGAGUCAUACGAAGAUCUUGUUCAAAGGUUGGAGCCAGUGAUUAUGGAGUUGGAAAGGCAGGAAAAUGUGCUUGUAAUCUGUCACCAAGCUGUUAUGCGCUGUCUACUUGCUUACUUUCUGGACAAGCCUGCAGAACAACUGCCUUAUCUCAAGUGCCCACUGCAUACUGUCUUAAAGCUAACCCCAGUGGCUUAUGGUUGCAAGGUGGAAUCUAUAUUUCUGAAUGUUGAAGCUGUAAAUACGCACAGAGACAAACCACAGAAGGAAGCCUCCCACUGAAUUCUCUGGCAUGCUGAAAGUUGGGAUGACUGUACUUAAUAAGAGGCUACUAGCUGCGUGGGGAGGUGUCUACGUGAUUUGCCAAUCAAGAGAGCCAUGUAUCCCACCCCCACCCCCGUCUCUCAUGUAUGCACUAGGCCUGGGUGAUGAAUCAAUACAUUGGCCAGGACUGUUUUGAGGGCCAGAGAGCGAUGGUGCCUUCAUCUUGGUGAUAUAUCGCUGGUGAAACCCUUGCCGCUCCUGAGUCAGGAUAACAAUAAUGUGCUGGUCAUGCCUCUUGAUGUUAUUGGAUUCAAGUAUGACAAAAUGGUGCAUAUUUAUAGCCCAAGUUAUGAGGUCAAACAAAAGUAUAACCUGCGCAGGAUAAAUGGCCUGCUCAAAUACGAAGUCGGGCGUCUUAUAUCUUGUUGCUCUUACAUGUGUGGGUUUGGUGAACAUUAGAAUAAAAAUCAAGGACUAUGUAUAAUGCAUUGCAAGAUAUAUUUAUGUAGACUGAACCAAUGGUAAUUAUUCUGGAAGUUUUUUAAUAAGUCCCUUGAGAAACAGUAACCAAAGUGAGCUAGUAUAGUGUCAUUGGUUUGAAUGGCCUGGGGUGAUGAUAGGAUUGUAAGCUCCCAAACAUGUCAUUAUUUCUACUAGCGAAUUAGCACACAAAUGCCUAAUUAUAUACCAUUAAAAAUAGAGGAAAAUGUGCUAUGUUUGCUCCUUUGUGAUGCUAGAAAAUGACCAGAUCUUCAUUAUCUACCUAUUUUUUGUGAUGUCAUCACCUUCUGCACAUGGUCUCUGACUUACUGGCAUCACUUGAGGAGAAAUAGAACAAGAGGUCAUGUGCAGUGGCGCAUUUAAUUUGAGCAUUUUUUAAAAUGGAGCUUGUAGUGGAUUUUGGAGCUUCAGGUAAAUGCUCUGCAAAACAAAGGAAAUUGUUUUAUUCUCUGACAACUCAUCAUCUUCAUGCCUGCUUCACUUGCGUUUCAUGGAAUCUUCUCUCCUUCAUGACAACAUUAUGACACUCUUUAACUGCACGGUGCUUUCAUAAUACAGCGUAUGUCAUCUGAGUGAAUUUGGCAGCUAAUUAUACGACUCCACUUCGGGGAAAUAACAGUGCCUCAAUUGUGACAGUCUGUAGCCUUGUAUUCAGGUGAUGUUAUGGUGAGCAGUGAUGCAGAGCAGACAGCAAGCUGUUCAAUGAAAGCCCUAAAAACUGCCACAGUUAGGCAUUGUGCUGCAGUUGUGCUGCCACCCAAUUGUUUGCUUAACUCAAUACAGUAUUUUCAUUGCGUUAAGUCGCUCUGUUGGAUCUGAAUGCUGUGUGUUUUAGCAGCUUUAACAGUGUUGCCUUACUCUUUUGAUCAAGGAGUGUUUCGCAAAUGACUCAUCCAUGGCCACUUGGUUGGUAGGCAGCUGUUAACGGCUUCUAUUUAAACUGUGUGUGAAUAAAAAGGUGAGAGAGAAGCUUUUCUGCACAUGCUGAAGCGUUUAAGAAACACUCAUUCUGUCAAAUGUGCAAGUCCUUGAAAGGCAACCAUGUGUUUCUUGUUUCUUUGUUUGGGUUGGUUGAUGCAGCGGCACAAUACCAGCAUUCAGUUCUGAUCUGGCUUCAUGGUGCAUAAUUGUGUGAAACUGCAGGAAGAACAGAACCUGGAUGAAAACAUUAGAAUAUAUUUUUGAGGUUUAGGAUUGGUUUCUGUCAGCUGCUCAGUGUCUCAUAGGUUUGGGUAGCAGGGUCUCUGGCUUAUCAUAAAUGAACAUCUUUUGGUUACUGUAGGUAUCCUCUUGACAGUGAUAAGAUUGUCCUUUAGGACUGAGCAGUAACUCUAUUUUUAGUGAUGUUUCAUGGGAGAUUUUUUACCAUGUUCUUGCCAUCAUAUUCUUGAUUAUGGCAAAAUGAUACUGGAUAUCAAAUGAAUCAAAGUGGCCACUAAGACAUUUUUCCAAGGCUGCUCACAAUUUUAGCCAGCCUUGGCUGCCAAAUUCCUGUUUUACAAUGUUUGGAUACUGAAAGUAAGUAGGUAUUGUAAGCUGUACAGUUUUGGGUAGCAGGUUUAACGAUGUUUUGUCACAAUAAGAAUACAAGCCGGCCAUAUACAUGUCUUCCAAUAUUACUAGCCAACCGGUGUACACACACAGGGGUGCAGUUCCCUACUCACAUAGUUGGGAGUAAAUCCCAUAGAACACAGUUUCACCUGUUUCUUACUAAACAGGUAUAGGAUUGAUUGCACAUAAAAGCAAGCCCGAGAGUAAGGAACUAUGGUAAUGCCAGCACGUUCCAGGAACCCUCUUUGUUGUGAGUUAUUUUGGGGUUAGUCUGAAAGUUUGUUUGGGCCAUGGAUGAGAGCCAGGAGGCUGAGAGGUGUUGUAGAUGGUGAAUAUGCUGUCUGUAAAUAUUUAUUAGUAAUUUCUGUUAACUGUUUCAUAUGAGGGUCCCCCCUUUCUGUAGACUGCUUAAAGAUCUUUUUAUAUAUUCAGUGGUAAGGAAGUGCUCUAAAGGAAAUGAAUAAAUAAAUAAA
Messenger RNA from Podarcis muralis (Common wall lizard), 4009 nucleotides. RefSeq names its product 6-phosphofructo-2-kinase/fructose-2,6-biphosphatase 4 (gene PFKFB4). Gene Ontology annotation, biological process: fructose metabolic process; fructose 2,6-bisphosphate metabolic process. Gene Ontology annotation, cellular component: cytosol. Gene Ontology annotation, molecular function: ATP binding; 6-phosphofructo-2-kinase activity; fructose-2,6-bisphosphate 2-phosphatase activity. Lineage: Eukaryota; Metazoa; Chordata; Lepidosauria; Squamata; Lacertidae. The record is from RefSeq and is a predicted model, not a curated record.